GACGUUUGGCUUCGGUGGCCUCGUGGAGAGCGACGCGACGAAGAGUGCCAUCAAUGGAAAUCUUGGCAGAGACUGCAAGUGCCUGCACUUCUGGAACCGCCGAAACAGAGAGCUAACGCCGAGCCGUUUGCAAUUCAGCCAGACCUCAGCCCCAAGCAGGGUUCCCUGCUCGCGAUCUACGCCACACACUUAGCACACCAGAAGUUCCCAGUCUGUCUGCUGGAAGGCUCCUGCUGUGCUUUGGUACCCUUUAGCUCUCGAGCAUCCGGCACCAUGUGUCCGGAGCCGCGUAUGGACGAGCCAGCUGAAAAGCCAGCGAGUACGGGUUGA
Molecule: messenger RNA, 330 nt
Organism: Symbiodinium necroappetens
Lineage: Eukaryota; Dinophyceae; Suessiales; Symbiodiniaceae
Source: the annotation of a GenBank genome assembly